Messenger RNA from Metopolophium dirhodum (rose-grain aphid), 2609 nucleotides. RefSeq names its product hepatoma-derived growth factor-related protein 2 (gene Jasper). The transcript is spliced from 4 exons. Gene Ontology annotation, molecular function: transcription coregulator activity; double-stranded DNA binding. Bases 342 to 2039 code for a protein of 565 amino acids. The record is from RefSeq and is a predicted model, not a curated record. Gene Ontology annotation, cellular component: nucleus. Lineage: Eukaryota; Metazoa; Arthropoda; Insecta; Hemiptera; Aphididae. Gene Ontology annotation, biological process: regulation of transcription by RNA polymerase II.
UUUACCACAGGUUGAGAAUAGGUUAGGUGAUAACUGAGUCUUACAUUUUAGAUUUUACUCUGGUUCUUAAUUUCUUAAAACAGUUUAAGGUUUAAACUCUCGUGACUUAUGUUCAUCGUCCGAAGUGUUCCAAGUUUUAACAAUAAUACUAUAAAUUAUAACUGAAAGACUUUUGUCUUGUCAUUCAGCAUUCUACCAGUCAGCCACACGGCCGCUGUUUCAUUGAUUAUUGUUGAAUUCAUAUUUUUGUUUAUUUGUAAGUUUUUAAUUCCGAAUUAACCAUACUCUCGUUUCUGACCUUCAAUCUUACACCUAUAUCACUUUACAAGUGAAUUUGUUCAAUGUCUUCAAAAAAAGUAUUUAAUGUCAAAGACAAAGUCUUUGCAAAAAUACGAGGUUAUCCAGCUUGGCCAGCAAUAAUAUCUGGUGUUAAAGUUGAUACUCCAUCACGACAAAGGUAUAAUGUUUAUUUUUAUGGAACUGGUGAACGUGCUGAAUGUAAAUCAGAAGAACUCUUUCCGUAUGAAGAAAACAAGUCAAAGCUAGGAAAACCAAAUAAACGUAAAUAUUUUGCUGAAGCUUUAUUACAAAUAGAGGAUGAUGAUGAAAGUCCAGUUCUUCCUGAAGCGGAUCCAAAAGUACUCGUAACACCAAGUAACACUAGUCUCUUAGAACAAGAAUCACCUAAAGAUGAAUCCGAAAACGAUAAUGAAGUUGAAAAAUUAAAUGAAUCUAAAUUAGAAAGUGAAGAAAAAUUAACAAUCGAUGAAUCUACUUUGUCUAAGGGAAAAAAAGUUGUUGCAUCCAGAAAGAGUUUGGGUCUCUCAAUUUCUAAAGGAACAAAAAGGAAAAUAUCUGAUGUAAAACCUGAAGCACCUCCGAAGAAAUCUAUGUCAAAUAAACCAAAAAUCUUGGAAAGUUUAAACCUUAAACAAAGACGCUUAACAAUAUUGGUGGAACCAUUGGAAAAGGGUUUAGUAGAAAGAGCAAUUAGUACACAGCAGAAAUUGGAGCGGACUGCUGAUAAAAAUGAUAGUGUUGAUGAAAAAGUUUCUGAAACAGAUAAACAAUCAGAAACUCCUAAUAAAACUGAAUCUGCUCUUGAAACUAGUGAUGUAUUGUUGGAUUCCAGUAAAUCAAUAAAAUCCUUGUCAAAAAUAAAGAAUAGUCCUACAUCAAGUAGUGAAAUUUCUUCCACCAAUAGUGUAAAUGUAGGACAUGUAUCACGCUCUGGUCGUAAAAUCAAGCCAAAAAAAUAUUCUGAUUAUGAAAAUGAAUCAGAGGCGCCAAAACGUUCAAGAUUAAGUAAAGAAAAUUCCAAAAAUUCAGAAAAACAUAAUAGUAGCAAUAAUGAAACAGACUCAUCAGAACCAAAUUCUAAAACAAAAGAUACAAAUUCAGAAACAAGAAAGACAUCUAAAAGCCAUGCGUCAGGAUCAGUACCACAUAUAAAUUCUUUACCAGCGAGUAAAGAUAUGGAGCAAAUUGAUGGUGACAUUUCUGAAGACAGCGAACUUCCGGUGGUAAUAAAAGAUCUCAUGGUAGGUGCUUUGUCAAACAUAGAAACUGGUUGGAUAAAAGCUGGUCCAAAAAAAAUAACUAAAAUUGAUAUAUUACAUACCGAAGUUGAUCUGUUAGAUUAUAUUCAUAAAUUACGCAUGGCUUUACGAACUGAUCAUGCUGAUUAUGGAGUAGCAUUAGAGUUAUUGGAGCACAUUAUUGAACUACAAGUUAAUGCAUUAAUGUUAAAAAAACAUCAAGAAAUUGUGGAUACAAUUAAAGCACUAACAAGAUACACUGGUAAUGCAAAAGAAUGGAAUCUUAAUGAAGAGGAAACUAUUUUACAUAACGAAAAGUCAGCCCUAAUUCGACGUAAGGCUGAAAUAAUAUUUAAUAAAUUUAUAUCAUUGUUCACUGUAUCUGAUGGGCAAUCAUUCGAAGAGAUAUUUAACAAAGAAGUUGAAGACUUUUUUACAAAGACUAAACAUUUGGCUUGUGAUCAGAUAUAUGGGCUUACUUCAGAUAAGGACUAUAAUUAAUUUUUCUUACUAUUUAAAAAUUCAAACAAUCAACAUUUUUUUUAUUGUUACAAAACAAUUGUAUAAUGAUCUACUAGUAUUCCGCAACUAUUAUAAUAUUUUUUUUUGACACUAUAUUGGUUACAUUCUUUUGUAUCCAUUAUUAUAAGUUUUUAUUAAUAAUACUUAAUACAUUUUUAGUGUUCAUUUAUCAAUUUAGUAACUGUUAAGUACCUAAUAUAAUUUAUAGUAUAGUAGUAAUUUUCCAUUACAUAAUCACAUAUAAGUAAAUUUUUCAAACUAAUUAUGUAUAAUUUUUAUAAUAACAAUUUUGCUUCCAUUUAAUUGAUAAUAGAUUACAUUUCAUUUUUAUUAUAUAUAUGUUAAGAACUAUUAUAUAAGUGAAUUAAAAACUAAACAAUCAGAAUAGUUAAUUGAUAAUAAAUUAUACAAGGAGAUUUUAUAGAUACAGACUAAGAAUAACUAUUAACGAAGAUGAAAACUAUUACAUUAAUAAUUGAUAUAGUGCACAGUAUUGCAGUAUUUAGUCUAUGUAAAACUAUAUAGUAUAAUAUACUUUUUUUCAAUAAA